Messenger RNA from Cynocephalus volans (Philippine flying lemur), 597 nucleotides. It is a transcript of the gene KCNE2, whose product is annotated as potassium voltage-gated channel subfamily E regulatory subunit 2. Gene Ontology annotation, molecular function: voltage-gated potassium channel activity involved in ventricular cardiac muscle cell action potential repolarization; transmembrane transporter binding; potassium channel regulator activity. Gene Ontology annotation, biological process: potassium ion export across plasma membrane; membrane repolarization during action potential; regulation of heart rate by cardiac conduction. The transcript has 2 exons. NCBI's taxonomy places the organism in Eukaryota, Metazoa, Chordata, Mammalia, Dermoptera, Cynocephalidae. The record is from RefSeq and is a predicted model, not a curated record. Bases 77 to 448 code for a protein of 123 amino acids. Gene Ontology annotation, cellular component: membrane.
CAGCAAGAAGGUUCAGAACAGCCUGGCUUUGUAAAAGAAUUUCAUACUCUCACACACUGCAUAGCAGAAGGGAAACAUGCCUACUUUAUCCAAUUUGACGCAGACACUGGAAGACGCCUUCAAAAGGAUUUUUAUUACUUAUAUGGAUAAUUGGCGCAGGAACACGACAGCUGAGCAAGAGGCACUCCAAGCCAAGGUUGAUGCAGAGAACUUCUACUAUGUCAUCCUGUACCUCAUGGUGAUGAUUGGAAUGUUCUCUUUCAUCAUCGUAGCCAUUUUGGUGAGCACAGUGAAAUCCAAGAGGCAAGAACACUCCAACGACCCCUACCACCAGUACAUUGUGGAGGACUGGCAGGAAAAGUACAAAAGUCAAAUUUUGAAUCUAGAAGAAUCCAAGGCUACCAUCCAUGAGAAUGUUGGUGCAACAGUGUUCAAAAUGUCUCCUUGAUAAAAGAGAAAGGCAGAAAGCAAACAUCCACAUCCAGAUAUGAAGAGAUGCCAGGGAUGUGAAGCAAAUCUGAAUGGUCACUGCUCAGGAGAAAGCAGUUCCUCACUCUGUUGAGAAUUUUCUUGGGAUUAUGUAGUUGGCCACCUAAG